Molecule: messenger RNA, 5976 nt
Organism: Phlebotomus argentipes
Lineage: Eukaryota; Metazoa; Arthropoda; Insecta; Diptera; Psychodidae
Exons: 16
Coding region: 67-5958 (1963 amino acids)
Biological process (GO): vesicle-mediated transport; mitochondrial electron transport, NADH to ubiquinone
Cellular component (GO): membrane
Source: RefSeq, a predicted model, not a curated record
UUUUGACAGCAUAGUUUUGUUUGCGCUUGGUUUUCCUCGUUUUAUUCAUGGUUUAUCAAUGUAGACAUGGAAAGUGUGGGAAAAACAAAGUUAGUGGAUGCCGUGCCGAACUCCGAAAUAGCGAGACUUGUGCUGGGAUAUCUCCUGGAAGUGAGCCCCGAGACGGUAUAUCUGGAGUUUGCGAGGACAAAUCAAUACCUCCGAGAUGAACACCAGCUCCUCCAGAACGGUUGCAAGCCAACAUACUUCAUAAGCCUCGUGCACAUCAUCAAGGAGUUCUAUGAGAUGAAGCUGCUUGUUAUGCGCUUUCAUCAGCAAAGUGGGAUGCUCGAGGGUAGUAUAUCUUUAGUGCAGAACCUGAAGACGAUUUUGGGCAUUCAGAGUGCGAAGAAGAGUCGCCCAGUGAAGAGACGCUUCUCUGGCGUCAAGAGAGGCAUUAUUCUCGACAAAUCCUCAGACAGCUCUGAUUGCGAGAUUGAUUCGAAGAGGGGCAGGUACACUGACUCUUCUCCAACGCCUUCCUACGUUCUGAAUGAGGCCAAUGAGCUGAUUCCAGAAGAGGAGCGUAUCAGGGAAUGUCCGAACUUGGAGACAGCCCCGCGUCCGGACACGAGUUGCUCCACUGCUUUAGGUUUAGAGAGAAAAGCUGUGCCUAGAGUGCAAAAUCUGCGCGAUAACACUCCGCACUCUUCCCAGGGAGAUGGACAGACAGAACAGGUAGAGAAAUCACCACAAGUGCCGUUGAAGCAGAGACUGAGGAAGCAAACGAAGAAGCCUGAAAUGUACAGUGAGAAACCACAAGAGAAGAAAGUCACGCGGAAGAAUAAGAUAAAUAUCAUAUCAGAUGAGAAAUUGCCCACCAUUGAAGCACCGGCAUCUUCAAUGGGGACCUUGGCUGCUCCUCUGCCAAGUAUUCUUCCCACCAACUCAUGGUUCCUGCCCACGAUGGGAUCUCAAAAUUACGUAUUUUUCUCUACAUCAGACGUCCUACAGCAACCCAUGAGCCAGCCCAUCCUCAACUUUCCAGUCCAGACACAACAGCCUGCACUCAAUUCGGGACAAUUGAUGGAGGUUCCAGCGCAGAUACUUCCUGAGGAGGUGAACUCCUGUCCAUCAGUAUUGGAGGGAGUGCAGUCGACACCAAAGAACACCGAAAUGCCGCCUAUACAGUUUAAGAGUCAAUCAACUCCACGUCGUCUUGGUUCCCACGUGCGCUUCCUGAAUUUUAACACGCCCAGUGGAAAAUUACAACACUUUGGCAGUCCCAUUGUGACCACGUCGAAUGCAGCAGACGCUGAGGAUGGCGCCAAGACGCCCCAUGUGAGGAAAAAUGCCAAGACAUGCGCUCGAGUGCUGUCCACUGCUGCAGAGGCUCCUCAGGAGACCAUUGAUGAACAGAUGAAGGAGUGGUUGACACUGAGAUCGACGUCAAAGUCCAAUCAGUGGGAUCAGCAUAUCAGACAAGUGGAGCGUGAGAAGGAAAUUGCGGGUAAGAUAAAGAAAACGCCGCGGACAGUGAAAAAGAAAUGCAAAACCCGGUCAAGCUUGAACAUAAAGGCUCAGAUGUUGGAGGAUGCCUUGAGGAGUGCCAAGAAGCAGCCACCGGCACCGCCGGAGGAAGUGAAAGAAGUGGAACUAUCUGAAAGACUGUCAGGCAUUUCAGAUGGUGAUAUAGUGGAUAAAUUCUUCCCGAAUCUGUCGCAGACGCCUCAAAAGGAGACCGAAGGUGAAGAUCCACAGAAUACCAGCCAAAAGGAGACCGCUCUCAUAAUAGAUCUCGAAGCGGCCACAGUUCAGGCGUCAGCGGAGCCACAGCAGUCCGAAGGAGAGAGGAGCGCUGACAAAAUCCUUAGUAUGUCAAUGUUGCUGGAUACACCAUUUAAGGAUGAGAUUUUAGGACAAUUUCCCACCACGCCGCGCUUCCUUGUGCCACUGACAACUCCGGCAUUGAAACCUCCGGUCGGAAGUGCGCCAGAAACAGCGAUCAAGAUUGCUGAACUCACGACGCCCUCCUUUGCUAUCACGCCUGGCGCGAAGAUGACUCCAGAGCGAGAGAGUCCUCAGAUUGGACCCUGCAACCGGCCCACAGACUACUCUUCCAGCAGUUCCUACUACAAGCCCGAUGAGUCUGAAGACACUGACCACAAGAUUGAGAGUAUGAUCAAAGCGCGCAGAAAUCGACGGGAAAGUGAGAGGUGUGAUGAAGGACUUUCUCAACUGGCACAAAUGCAUGUUCUUUUGACAAAGACGCCCGUAAAGCCGGACAAUCCCGUCAUUUUGGAACGCAUGAAGUCCUUCACGGAGGAAACGACUGAUCUUCACUACAAUUUUGCAAUUGGAGAGAUUGGAGAAGAUGUGCCAAUUGAAAUUCUCGAGAAGUCAACAAGCGAAUCAUCAUCUAGCAGUUCAUCAUCUGACGACAGCUCAUCUUCCUCAUCGUCGUCGUCUUCGUCCAGUGAGGAAAAUGAUGAUGAGGACAACGAUAAGAAUUGGGUGUCUCCAGAGAUUGAAGCAGCGAUGCCAAAAGAUAAAGUUUCGCAGUUAGUCAGCGAGACAGGAGAGAUUCGCUUUCCACUGAGGAAUUGGAUGACACCCAAGAAGAGCGCUGAAGAAGUCGUGAGUCCUGAGAUUCCGAAGCCUGAAGAGAAGAAAGCUGCGCCAGAAAUUGAGCGGCCAGAUAAUAUGACAAGUGAAUUGAAUGAGAAACGCUUAAGAAUUAUUGAGAAGAUGAAACAGGAUAAGCCACCACCAGCCAGGACACAGGGCAGAAAACGCGUCCCUGCCAAGAAUACUCGAGUGACGAAGCCGCUACAAUCGUCAACAGUUGGAAGCUCUCCAUCUAAGAGGAAGGCCGCAACGCCCAGGAAGUGUGUCCGAGUGUCUUCGGCGAAGCCCAGGCAAAGUCGUGUCACGAAAGAGAUUUGCAAGCCUCCUGAGCCAGCAGUGGCGGAAAAAGUUGCGGAAGAGAAGAAGGAAGUUGUGUCCAAGGCGACUGGACUCAAGGGAUAUACAAUCCCGAAGAAGAUGCAAAAUCUUACUAAAAAGACAUCUUUUUACCACGAAGUUUACGCGUCUUCGUCCGAUGAAGAGAACAGUCCGAAAUCUCAGGGACAAGUGGAGGAAGUUAGGCAGGAAAAGCCUAAACAGUCAAUUCUAAGUAUGAUGGUAAAUUCACCGAUGAAAGCUGAAGCUGACGACUCGAAGGCAUCUUCAGAGGCUACUUUCCCGCCGACACAGAGCGCUAAACCUGUCCAAGAAUGCCAGGAAGAGGCAAAAGCCACUCAGAGUGUUCAGAAGGAAACUGAGGAGGGAGAAAUCGAGGAUAGCGAUGAGGAAAAUGAGAAAUUCACUCUUGAAACCACGGACAAAGUAAUAGAAAUGCGCCAAGAUUCCUCCACGAAGCCUCCGAAUUUCCGACUUGAAGACUUUAAUGCUGACGCAAUGGUGAUGAAGAUCAUUCUCGAGGACAAAUCUCACUUCCAAUUGAGUCUCUGCGAUGCUGUGAACAUCUAUGAUGUCCGCCCUCAAAGAAAGAGCAAGAUCGUUGAUAAGAAACCGACGAAGAGGAAGAAAUCAUCCAGUUCGACGCCUGAAAAGCCUUCAGAGCCGACAAGUGCGACUGAAGGUGCAAGCAAAAAGUCAAUGAAGCCAAAAAUCAACCUCAAGUACAAAGACUCGACGGAGAAUCCGAAGAAUUUAACUCCUGCUGUGAACAAAAAUGCAUCUUCUUCAGCCUCAAAGGGCAGAUCGCUGCCGAAAGUACCUCAAAAUCAAAUUGACGUCGUUCUGGCGCACAUUCACGGUUCCGAGAGGAAUGAGUUUCCGUUCCACCAGAAAGCCAAACAUCUCGUCAAUGUCACUCUUGAGGACGCAAUCGCCAAAAGUGAAGUACACCAGGUCUCUCUUGGUAAGAGUACACACCAUUAUCUGCAGCAGGGACUUCAGUUUCGAGUCCCCAUUGAAGGCGCCGCAGCCCCAGUUGCCAGACGCCACGGCGGCAAAUGGUUUGUCCCUCUCCGACGGCAGGAAUCCCACAUAAGCUUUGUUCAGCUCCCUCAGCAUCAACUUAGCUUGAUACUGCUGCGCUUCCUCGGCAAAGUGGAGCGCGUCAAUGGCCACAAUGUGGCAUUUCCGCCGCCCACACUCGUCCCUCGGCGUGUCAUCGAUGUGAUUACCUUUCCACUCCACUUGAAGAAGACCCUUGCCAUUAUCCUCAAUGGUCCCAUCCGUUCUCACAUCCACCUUCACUGCCUCAAAGGGCGCAUCUGCCAAAUCCCACCGCGGCAUGAGGCGAGGAUCCACGAAUCUGCGGGAGAAUGUGAUCACUCCUGUGGGCAUUUUGCUGAAGAUACGCUUGAAGUAGUGACAAAUGCACUUAAUCUUUUCCAGACACCGCGCUUCUGUGCUCGUGUUCCUCCGCGGAAAGGUGCAGAGGAAGGCAUUUGCAACCAGGCAUGCAACCUGCUCUUGACUCAGGCUUAUCGAGUGAUUUCGGCCUUGCUUCAGCAGUGGAAUACCACCGGGAAUCAGUUGGGGCAAUUUCAGAGCCAAAUCCAUGAUCUUCGGCAGCAUAACUGUGAAGAAUGUCUCAGAAUCUUCCUCAUCGCCUUUGUCAAACAGACUAUGGAGUCCCCGAAACGACCAGGAUCUCGCGUAUUUGUUGUUAUACGACAGGAUGGCCGGAAAAUGUCUGGCCUUCCCUCAGGCAUACUCUCGCACACGCGGAAGGUGCAGAGUUUAUACAAGAGAUCCCUGAGGAACUUGGAGUCCUGGUAUGAUAGGAGGAAUGCUUUCCGCUAUCAAGCCACUCUGUUGAGGGCAAGAUUUGACAAGAAUCGCGACAUUAAGGAUAUGCGAGUGGCCAGAGAUUUGAUAGUGGAGGGAGAGAGGGAACUAUUUGAUAAACAGCACUACCAGCCGCAGAAGUUUGCUGGAAGUCCUGGAGGAUGUGCUUAUGAGCGUGAGGUUAUCCCGCCGGAUUGGGUGCUGGACUACUGGCAUCCGCUGGAGAAAGCCCAGUAUCCGGAGUACUUUGCUCGCCGCGAACAGCGCAAGAAGGAAUACGUGGAAUGGUGGUGGAAAGUGCAGGAAAUGGUUCGUGAUCGCCUUCAGGAGUUGAAAUCUAAUUCACCUUAUCGCGACGAUGACGACAUAGGAUUAGAUAUCGAUGUGACAACAAACUUGGAGAAUGAUAUUGAGAGUGUGUUGAAUGAGUUUGCAGACGCGCGACGAAUUGUUCAGGAAAUCCGCGGGAAUACGAAGUCCAUGCAGAAGCUCGAGAGUGAAAUUGCAAAUCGCGUUCCUACGCCUCAGGGAGCGAUGGAGGAGUUCGAGGAGCGUCGAGAGGCGAACAUGCUGCUCUGCCAGAAUGUCUACAACAAGAUGAAGAAGCUGGAAGCCACGCUGCCCUUCAAGGAUGACUUUAAAGCCAUCUCCAGGAUUAAGAGAUAUCAUUUCCACUUUGUCAGAGAGGAGUUUAUCGACGCUUGGAACGAGCACGAAGCUUUCCUUGUAGAAUAUGAGGAGAGGAUCAAAAGGAUUCUGAAGAAGCAGGCCAGAAUAGUUAAUGCUUCCGCUGACGAGGAGGAAAUCGAGAGUUUAAUAACGGAGAAGAAGACUUCACUCUUUGUAGCAAAUAUUGUUCAAGAGACUGAAUUGGCGCGAAGACAGUUACAGGAUAUUACACAGAGGCAAAUCGAGUUGGAAAAAAUUGAGAAGUCUCUAGUGGAAGUGAGAGACAUGUUCUUGAGAAUAUCCACUCUGGUGAUGGAACAGAGCGCCAGAAUUCAAGUCAUCGAAUUUCACGCCCAACAAACGGGCAUAAAUGUGGAAAAGGGCGGCGAGAAUCUCGGGAAGGCACGCGAGCUGAAAAUCAAGACGCUGAAGAAGAAAACUUGCCUUCUAAUAUGGUUGGCCGUCGCUCUAACUAUUAUUAUUUUGAUUUUAAUAAUAUUUUGAUGAUUUUGAUAGUCAAAA